UGGGCGGAGGAAGAGCUGGCGGCAGAGAGACUGAGGGAAGUGAGGACUCUUUGGAGCGACCUCUUGGAUGCAGUAAGGAAACCAAUAAUACAGGGAGAAGAAAUCCUCUCGAGGCGAUGAUCUUGCUGAAUUCUUCCUUCACUUACAGAUAACAAAGGAAUAAAGAAGAGUCAAACAUCCAUAUUGAAAUUAAACACCCAUAUCAUUGUUGACAUGGAGGAGAAAGCAUCUAAAUACCCGGAGUGUGGUCAGAGCUUCACUCAGAGUGGAAGUCUACAUUCAGAUCAAAGGACUCCCACUGGGGAGAAACUUUAUACAUGCCCGGAGUGUGGAAAGAGUUUCACUCAGAGAGGAAAUCUACAUAAACAUCAAAAGACUCACACUGGAGAGAAACCCUAUAAAUGCCUGGAGUGUGGACAAAGCUUCCUUUAUAGUUCAGGUCUACGUUCACAUCAAAGGACUCACACUGGGGAGAAACCCUAUACAUGCCUGGAGUGUGGGAAGAGGUUCACUCAUACUUCAAAUCUAUAUGAACAUCAAAGAAUUCACACUGGGGAGAAACCCUACACAUGCCUUGAGUGUGGAAAGAGCUUUGCUCAGAUUUCAAAUCUACAUUCACAUCAAAAGACUCACACUGGGGAAAAACCUUAUACAUGCCUGGAGUGUGGACAGAGCUUCAGUCGUAGUACACAUCUACAUUCACAUCAAUGGACUCACACUGAGGAGAAACCUUAUGAAUGCCUGGAGUGUGGGAAGAGGUUCACUCAUAGUUCAGGUUUAUGUCAACAUCGAAGAACACACAGUGGGGAGAAACCCUAUACAUGCCUGGAGUGUGGACAGAGCUUCAAUCAGAGUAGAUACCUACGUUCACAUCAAAAGUCUCACACUGGGGAGAAACCCUAUAAAUGCCUGGAGUGUGGACAGAGCUUCGCUUAUGGUACAAAUCUACGUUCACAUCAAAGGACUCACAUUGGGGAGAAAUCUGAAUGCCUGGAGUGUGGGAAGAGUUACACUCAUAGUUCAGGUCUAUGUUCACAUCAAAGGAUUCACACUGGGGAGAAAUCCUAUAUAUGCCUAGAGUGUGGACAAAGCUUCACACAAAGUUCAGGUCUACGUUCACAUCUAAGGACUCACACUGGGGAGAAACCCUAUAUAUGCCUGGAGUGUGGUCAGAGCUUCACUCAGAGUGCACAUCUACAUAGACAUCAAAGGAUUCACACUGGGGAGAAACCCCAUAAAUGCCAGGAAUGUGGACAGAGCUUCAGUCAGCGUGCACAUCUACAUACACAUCAAAGGACUCACACUGGGGAGAAACCCUAUAAAUGCCAGGAAUGUGGACUGAGCUUUGCUCAUAAUUCAGGUCUCUAUUCACAUCAAAGGACUCACACUGGGGAGAAACCCUACAAAUGCCUGGAGUGUGGACAGAGCUUCGCUUAUAGUACAAAUCUACGUUCACAUCAAAGGACUCACACUGGGGAGAAACCCUAUAAAUGCCUGGAGUGUGGAAAGAGGUUCGCUUAUAGUUCAUAUUUAUGUCAACAUCAAAGAACACACACUGGGGAGAAACCCUUUACAUGCAUGGAAUGUGGAAAGACCUUUGCUUCUAGUUCAGGUCUACGUUCCCAUCUAAGGACUCACAUGGGGGAGAAACCCUAUACAUGCCUUGAAUGUGGUCAGAGCUUCACUCAGAGUGGAGGUCUACAAUCACAUCAAAGGAUUCACACUGGGGGAAAAUCUUAUGAAUGCCUGGAGUGUGGGAGGAGGUUCGCUUAUAGUUCAGGGUUAUCGCGACAUCAAAGAGCACACACGGGGGAGAAACCCUAUGCAUGCCUGGAAUGUGGACAGAGCUUCACUCGUGGUGAACAUCUACAUUCACAUCAAAGGAUUCACACUGGGGAGAAACCCUAUAAAUGCUUGGAAUGUGGACAGAGCUUCGCUCAUAAUUCGGGUCUGCAUUCACAUCAAAGGACUCACACUGGGGAGAAACCCUAUAUAUGCCUGGAGUGUGGGCAGAGUUUUGCAUAUAGUACAAAUCUACGUUCACAUCAAAGGACUCACACUGAGGAGAAACGCUAUACAUGCCUGGAGUGUGGCCAGAGCUUCACUGAUAGUUCAGGCCCAUGUUCACAUCAAAGGACUCAUACUGAGGAGAAACCCUAUACAUGCCUGGAGUGUGGUCAGUGCUUCACUGAUAGUUCAGAUCUAUGUUCACAUCAAAGGAUUCACACUGAGGAGAAACCCUAUACAUGCUUGGAGUGUGGACAGAGCUUCACUCAGAAUGGAGGUCUACAAUCACAUCAAAGGAUUCACACUGAGGAGAAACCCUAUACAUGCUUCGAGUGUGGACAGAGCUUCCCUGAUAAUUCAGGUCUGUGUUCACAUCAAAGGACUCACACUGAGGAGAAACCUUAUGAAUGCUUGGUUUUGGAAAGGGGUUCACCAAUUGAGAAUGAACUUGUAAAAAGGCAAAUAGAUAAUCUAGAAACACUUUAUCAGAAUAUAAGCUCACAAUAGAUAUUUAUUAUCUGCUCAAAGAUUAUGUUAUCUUGUAUUCAAUAAAAAAUCAAGAAGCAAA
Messenger RNA from Anolis sagrei ordinatus, 2575 nucleotides. The record is from RefSeq and is a predicted model, not a curated record. Lineage: Eukaryota; Metazoa; Chordata; Lepidosauria; Squamata; Anolidae.